Messenger RNA from Penicillium riverlandense, 2667 nucleotides. Its product is annotated as DNA ligase (ATP) CDC9. The coding region runs from base 1 to 2667 and encodes 888 amino acids. The record is from RefSeq and is a predicted model, not a curated record. Lineage: Eukaryota; Fungi; Ascomycota; Eurotiomycetes; Eurotiales; Aspergillaceae. The transcript has 4 exons. Gene Ontology annotation, biological process: DNA repair; DNA recombination; Okazaki fragment processing involved in mitotic DNA replication. Gene Ontology annotation, cellular component: mitochondrion; nucleus. Gene Ontology annotation, molecular function: DNA ligase (ATP) activity; DNA binding; ATP binding.
AUGGCGGACGAUAAGAGUGGGAAACAAGCUACUCUGGGGUAUGUUCGCGACGGCCAGAUGACUCUUGGGUGCGUCGAUGUUGCUCCACGGCGGGAGGCGCCCAAUAGUUUGGAUUUACGGUUCUUUGGAUCCAACGCCAACGCGAACCAAGCCCCGAAGAAGCAGACCACUUUGUCAUUUGGCGGGAAACGGCAAAGAUCAAGUGGCGAUGCAGACAAUGAGACGCUUGAUGAUAAGGCAGAAAAUGGGGUUGACGUCGUCACCCCUAAUAAAACGGAGCAAGCAACGAGUCUAAAGCGAGAGAAGAGUGCAGAUGCGGAAGACAGCGAUGGAUCUGACGUCCAACCCGUCAAACGACGACGUAAAGCUACCGAAGAUCGGUCUCCUGCAUCAAAACAGAGACCAUCGCCCGCAGAACGAUCGAAAUCUCCUCAGGCCAAACCGGAGCCGUCAUCACCACCUCCAGUACUGAAGAAAGCGUCCGGGGAGGAGACUCCUGAACAAGAAGAAAAGCUAUCAAAGAUGGACGAAGAGGACCAACAAUCGACCAGUGAAGAGGAAGAAGACGCGAAACCGGAGCUGAAGAAGAAAGCGAUUGAAAAGGUGCAAGCCACACUGAAGGGAAGUGGGAAAGACCCAUACCCGGACUGGAAGCCAGGCGAGCCUGUCCCGUACGCAGCAUUAUGCACCACCUUCUCCCUCGUUGAGAUGACCACGAAGCGGUUGAUCAUUUUGGCACACUGUUCUUUGUUUCUCCAGCAGGUUCUCCGCCUGACACCGCAAGAUCUCCUUCCAACCGUUCAGCUCAUGAUCAACAAGCUUGCAGCCGAUUAUGCUGGAAUUGAAUUGGGGAUUGGUGAAUCGCUGAUUAUGAAAGCGAUUGGCGAGAGUACCGGCCGCAGCCUCUCUGUGAUCAAGAGUGACCAGCAUGAAAUCGGUGACCUUGGAUUAGUAGCAGCUAAGAGCCGGUCUAACCAGCCAACAAUGUUCAAACCAAAGCCAUUGACGGUGAGGGGAGUUCACGAGGGACUACUCGGAAUUGCCAAAGUUCAAGGCCAUGGCUCUCAAGAUAAGAAAAUCUCGGGAAUCAAGAAAUUGAUGUCUGCUGCUGAUGUCGCCACCGCGGGCAAAGGGAGCAAAGGAGUGGACAUCACCAAGGACAAAGGUGGCCCCAGUGAAGCAAAAUUCAUCGUUCGCUUCCUGGAGGGCAAGUUGAGAUUGGGACUCGCAGAGAAGACCGUGCUUGUUGCUCUUGCCCAAGCUGUGGUGACCCAUGAAGCAGCGGUCAAAGGCGAGAAGACUCCGCCCGCAGAGAAGAUGGCGCAAGGCGAAGCCGUUCUCAAGACCGUAUACAGCGAACUACCUUCCUACGAAGUCAUCAUUCCCGCUAUCCUGGAGCAUGGUCUGUUCCAACUGCCCGAAGUAUGCAAACUGCAACCCGGAAUUCCCCUCAAGCCAAUGCUUGCCAAACCCACCAAGUCCAUCACUGAGGUGCUUGAUCGGUUCGAAGGAAAGGACUUUACCUGUGAAUACAAGUAUGAUGGUGAACGGGCCCAAAUUCACUACGUCGCGCCCGACUCGAUCCAUCAAUAUCCCGGAGCCACGGCCACUCUCCAGAAGGACGCCAAAGGUCUCUGUGCGAUUUUCUCUCGCAAUUCCGAGGACCUAUCUAAGAAAUAUCCUGACGUUCUUGGCAAGCUUGACAGCUGGAUCAAAAAAGACGUCAAGAGCUUUGUUCUCGAUUGCGAGACCGUCGCGUGGGAUACUGUCAACAAGAAAGUCCUACCCUUCCAGCAGCUGAUGACCCGUAAACGGAAGGAUGUGAAGGCGGAAGAUGUGAAAGUCAAGGUCUGCAUCUUUGCAUUUGAUCUGCUAUUUUGCAAUGGAGAGCCCUGCGUCAAGAAAUCGCUUCGCGAGCGACGAGAGCUCAUGCACGAAUGCUUCCAGCCCGUCGAGGGCGAGUUCCAGUUCGCUCAGUUCGGCAACAGCAAUGUUCUGGAUGAGAUUCAAAAUUUACUUGAAGAGAGUGUCAAAGCCUCAUGCGAAGGACUGAUGGUGAAGAUGUUGGACACGGCAGAAAGUGGUUACGAACCCAGCAAACGGAGUCGCAACUGGCUGAAGGUCAAGAAAGACUAUCUCGCUGGAGUCGGUGACUCCCUCGACCUUGUCGUCCUUGGUGCAUACUACGGCCGUGGUAAACGAACCUCAGUCUACGGGGCCUUCCUUCUUGCCGCCUAUAACCCCAACACUGACCAGUACGAGACCAUCUGCAACAUCGGCACUGGCUUUUCCGAAGCGCGUCUCGAAGAGCUCCACAAGGAGCUUCUGCCCAUGGUUAUCGACCGGCCGAAACCCUUUUACUCGCAUUCCAAUGUCCCCAAGGACCAGCCAGAUGUUUGGUUUGAGCCAAAACUGGUCUGGGAAGUCAAGACUGCAGACUUGACUCUCAGUCCUCGCUACAAGGCUGCCGCGGACGAGUUUGAAGGGACUACCGGCGGUGGGAAAGGUGUUUCUCUCCGGUUUCCUCGUUUCAUCAAGUCUCGUGAGGACAAGAAGCCGGAGCAAGCGACCACAACCCGCGCGGUGGCGGAAAUGUAUCGAAAGCAGGAGGCAGUAGCGAAGGAGACUGCGGGCAAGGGAGGUGUAGAUGAUGAUUUCGAGUACUAA